AUGUCCGUCCACACCCCCCCACUCUCCCGCAGUGGCUCCUCCCCUUCUUCUGUCGGCUUGGCCAAUCGCAGCAGUCCCCCUGCCGCCCCUCCCACCUCCCUCAGCCUGCGCUCCUCCUACAACCAACUCCUGGGCCAUGAUGUCAUAAAGGAGUCCCCUACCGCCAUGGAAAUGGGGAGUUCCGCCACUUUACCCAAGAGUCGCCAUAGAUACGCCAUGACCAGUGUGCAUAGCGCCAUGGGACUGAGCGACAACCCUCGCCCCUCAGGCCCGAAACCAGCCCCCCACCAGCGGCAGACGCCUUCCCACCAAGUCCUCUUCAUCCUCUGCUCUCUACUCCUCCUCCUCUUCCUCAUUAUUCUCCACCAACCCCAAGCUGGCAAAGAACGGUGCCAACCUGCAGAAGAAGGCCGAGACCCAGCAACAGGAGCAGAGUAAAACCACCACAGAGGUCAAAGAGCAGGAUGACAUCAUCACCCCCAUACACAGCUCUGAUUGGAUGGAGGGGGAGAACGACAACUCACAGGCCCCGCCCCCAUUCUGUCGGAGGACCAAGAGCUUUCUGGAGUUCCAUGAGAAGGAAGAGGACCCACCCAGUAUAGGAAACAAAGAGGAAGUCUCUCCUAGUGGAGGAAAUAAGGAAGAAGAUCUUCCCAGCAAGGAAGAGGAGGAAGAGGAUGAGAAGCACCCCUGCCCAGAGAAAGACCAAGGCAGCCCGAAUAAAGAGAGAGAGAGACCGGAGGAGGAGAAACAGACCCCAAAACAGGAAGAUUACAAAGAGGAAGAGGGUGCCACUCCAACUGCUACACAGCCCCUACUACAGGGGGCACACUCUCCCACCAUCUCUCCCCUAAACUAUCUCAGCUGGGCCCAAGAGAACAAGAUCCAGAGUUGCCCCCCACCCCAGGGCAGAGAGGAUGCCCUAACUCAGGCCCAGGGUCACCCACACAGCGUCGAGACGCCCCCCAAACCUCCCCGAAGUGCCCAGGCUCCCCCUCCCAGAGUGAUCAAGGUGGAACUGCACCCCAACAAUGAGAACCCGUACCUCCACCGCCCCCCCUCUGCAUCCCAUAAGCAGCCCAGGGGGGAAGAGAGCAUCCCUCUUCUGCUCCAGACCCUGCCAUCAUCCUUCAGCCCGGACCCAGAGAGAGGUUCCUCU
Molecule: messenger RNA, 1159 nt
Organism: Coregonus sp. 'balchen'
Lineage: Eukaryota; Metazoa; Chordata; Actinopteri; Salmoniformes; Salmonidae
Source: the annotation of a GenBank genome assembly